CUCGUAAAACGCUCACUUGCUUUCAAUUUUUGUCAUCUCUAACAAGGGCAAAAGAGAGAAAAGUAUUACUGUUACAGAGGAGAAAGAAGAAAUCAAAGCUUUUCUACUGUGAUUUUUACUUUAGUUUGAGAUCAGAAAUGAGGAGAAAUCCAAAAGCUUCGAUUGACCCGAUCCGCACGAGCAAGCGGAUAGCCAAAGCAAAAAAUGUGAUGAAUCCAAUAGUCGCCAUCGAAGCAAUAAAUAAGAAGAACUCUAAAGUUGCUGGAUCGGAAGUAAUUACAAGGAAGACAACAUUAGUUCCAAAAAUUGCUGAUGAGCCAACAAUGACGAAGAAGAUCAAAGCCUCCAAGGAAGCAGCCGAUAAUAAGAGAGGUAAAAGGCCCUCUGCAAGUAAAGUUCCACAGACAGAUACCAGCUACAAAACUCUGUAUUUUGACUCGCAAAAAAAGGUUGAGGAUUUGACAGAGCUAAACCAUAAACAAGCCAUUGAUUUGAGCUACCGGAGUGGACAAGUUGAUGCAUAUGAGUAUAUAAUAGGAAAUAUGAAGAAUGUGGUGGCCUUCUCUAAUACAAUGAGAGUAACUGAUGCAGAGAUGAACUUGUCUAAAGGAACUGCUCCAGAUGGUCCUUCAUUGAACCUGAACCAUCUCGAAUGAGAAGAUUAUAUUCAUAGAACGCGUGUUCAUCCUCUAUGGUACUGAAUGUUUUUGGUGGCCAUCCAUUUAUUUGGUGGUGUUAAUGUACAUGUAUGUUGAAAUUAACAACCCUUGGGUUGGGUCUUUAACUCUUGUUAGUUUUCUCAGUCAGUAUCUGAUGUUUUCUUAGCAACUAGUAGUAUGGACUCUUGUUGGUAAAGCUGAAAGUGGAUCUUGAAGGUAGAAUGACAUGUCUUGCUCUUUUUAGCUA
Messenger RNA from Solanum tuberosum (potato), 906 nucleotides. RefSeq lists its product as uncharacterized. Bases 138 to 656 code for a protein of 172 amino acids. The record is from RefSeq and is a predicted model, not a curated record. The transcript is spliced from 4 exons. Lineage: Eukaryota; Viridiplantae; Streptophyta; Magnoliopsida; Solanales; Solanaceae.